GUCACGUGUCGGUACCGUACUCUUCGUUUGCACUAAGCAGCGACCGCCAACCGUGACAUCACAUCAGGAGCUCAGCCGACGCUGCCAUGGCAAAAGGGAAGAACUUGAACCCAGCAGAUGCGUUUAGAAAGGCCCAACGAAAGAAGGAACUUAAAAAGAACAAGGCAGAGAGGUCUAAAGCUCGCGACUUCGCUCUAGUCAAGAAGGACACAAGAGAUCUCCAGGAUGAAAUUGAGAAACUUGAGGGAGUAUCAGAGCCCUCUGGCGCAGAGAAAUAUCGUCUGGCAGAACUCAAGGCAGAGUUAACCAAAAUUAUGGCCAAGAAGGAAGAAUACGUCCAAGAGCAUCCUGAACAACGUAAACUUGUCUACCGAGCUCGUAGAGACAAGGAUGAGGUCAACAAAGAGGAACCGGUUGUUGAGCAAAAGCGAAAUGUUUUCAACAAGCAUGGCCUGCCUCGGCAUCCUGAACGAAGCAUCUACUAUGAUGCUGUCAUGAAUCCCUAUGGUGUACCCCCUCCAGGAAUGCCCUACAUGGAGAGACCACUUAGGCCUGACGAAAUAGACAGUGAUGACGAGGCUAAUGGUGAUGACGACGUCGUUAUGCCUGAAGGUCCUCCUCCAACUGGCAGUAACGAUGACACUAUUGACAGUGAUGAUGACAUUCCGAUGCCAGAAGGACCUCCACCAAACAUUCUUCCAGAACCACCACUGCCGCCAAAUAUUCCAUUCAGCAGCGCUCCACUUCCACCACCACCACCACCUCCGUUUAUCCAUCCCGUUCAGGGUUCCCCACCUUUUCCGCCGUCGUAUCCACACCAACCUUCAGGAUUUGUACAUGCUCCUCCUCCCGGCUUUCCGCUCGGUGUUUCACCAUACCCCCCUGUAUCUGCGUUCAUGCAACCUCACAUGCCUCCCCCACCUCCUGGAUUUUUCCCUCGUGUACAAUCUACUUCGUCCAUGCAAGAUCCGCUUUCUUCCAUCCCUCAUCAAACUUACCAAGCACAUCGUGUCAACCGCCUUACGCCCCAUCCAUCACUUCCCCAAAAACCUCUGUCAGUCCCUGGGACUUCUCCCGUAGGGAUUACUAUUAGUAAUACAACGGCUGCUACAGUUUCGGCUGAGCCGCAGUUACGGGACUUCAAGAAGGAGGCUACGGCGUUCGUUCCGACCUCCCUCAAGCGGAAAAGGCCUGCUGCUGGAAUGACAUCAUCUAAGGUCAACGCAGCUCCUUCCCUCGAUGGAAGGUCAGAAUCUUCGGAACCAGCACCAGCUUCACGACCGGAUCUUGUGAGCUCAUUGAUGGAUAAAUUCGGACCGGUACCUGUGGUUGCAGCAGCCCCCCCGAAUGAUAAAGGGUUUUCGAAGGGUAUGCAGCCCAAUGCUGGGAAGAAGGAUGAUUAUCAGAAGUUUGUGGACGAGAUGGGUGACAUUUUAGGUACUUCGAAGCCAUGAGGUAUUCAGCUGCUUGCACACUUUGACAUAAAUUCGGAAGUAACAACUCAGUAAUUGCGUCAAGCUUGGAAAAUGCUCAAUGCAUAAGGAUAACAUGUAUUU
Messenger RNA from Suillus clintonianus, 1556 nucleotides. Its product is annotated as WW domain binding protein 11-domain-containing protein. The record is from RefSeq and is a predicted model, not a curated record. Gene Ontology annotation, biological process: RNA processing. The transcript has 7 exons. Lineage: Eukaryota; Fungi; Basidiomycota; Agaricomycetes; Boletales; Suillaceae. The coding region runs from base 87 to 1454 and encodes 455 amino acids.